Messenger RNA from Erigeron canadensis, 1507 nucleotides. RefSeq names its product rhodanese-like/PpiC domain-containing protein 12, chloroplastic. Lineage: Eukaryota; Viridiplantae; Streptophyta; Magnoliopsida; Asterales; Asteraceae. Gene Ontology annotation, molecular function: peptidyl-prolyl cis-trans isomerase activity. The record is from RefSeq and is a predicted model, not a curated record. The coding region runs from base 54 to 1124 and encodes 356 amino acids. The transcript has 8 exons.
UUGAUCUUUUCCGGAUUUACUUGUAUCCCUUCAUUAGUGACCAUGUAUGCCAAAUGUGCACCUUCGUGCAUUUAACUUUGCGCAACGUUUCAAACGUUCUAACUUUGCCCUCGUUUGGAUACAAAUACAUCCUGAAAGUUUAUCACCAUCCUCAUCACCAAGUAGCCAGCCAGCCAGCCCUUUUGUUCCCCCAAAACAAAACUAACCCUAAGAACAACAUGUUAAGAGCUGUUUGUUGUACUAAAAUUCCAUCAUCUUCAAUCAUCACUUCUUCUUCUUAUUCAGCAGCUGCCAUCACUAUCUCUUCUCUCAAACUCUCUUCUUCAUCUUCAUUUGCACCCACCACCAGAAAAACAACAUAUUCUCCUUCAUCUUCACUUGUAUCCAAUUAUUAUUCUUUUCCUUCUAUAUUAUAUAAUAAGAUGAGUCAUCAUCCACUUCCAACUGCCAGAGCCUCCUCAGCAUCGUAUAGCACUGGAAGUAGUCCCGAUGCUGGAAGAGAACUAUUGGUGCAGCAUUUGCUCAUCAAAGAAGAGGAUAAAGAUCUUCUGUACGACCUGCAGAAAAGAAUUAUAAGAGGGGAAGAUUUAAGUGACUUGGCAGUGGAAUAUUCCAUUUGUCCAUCGAAGGGGGAAGGUGGUAUGCUUGGUUGGGUGAGAAAGGGGCAAAUGGUGCCAGAGUUUGAGGAAGCUGCAUUUACCGCCCCAUUAAACAAAGUCGUUAAAUGUAAAACUCAAUUUGGAUGGCAUUUAUUGCAAGUUUUAUCUGAAAGGGAAGAAUCAGUACUUGCAGACAUUCAACCUGAAGAGCUUCAUGAAAAAAUGCAAGAUCCUGAUUUCCGUGGAGAUGCUCAACUUAUAGAUGUUCGAGAACCACAUGAAGUGGAGCUAGCAUCUUUAUCGGGAUUUCAAGCUCUUCCACUACAGCAGUUCGGAAGCUGGGGACCAGAAAUCACUAAGAAAUUAGAUACUCAGAAGGAUACUUAUGUUUUGUGUCACCAUGGAAUGCGGUCAUUGCAAGUUGCCAAAUGGUUGCAGACACAGGGGUUUAGAAAAAUAUACAACAUUGCUGGUGGAAUUCAUGCAUAUGCAGUCAAGGUUGAUCCAUCGAUACCCACAUACUGAUCACCAACCAUAUCUUUUUCGUAUUCCUUUCUUUUUGAACUGCUUAAAGCUGCAUGCUUUUCCAAUGGUGUUAUGAGUGAGAAUGUCGAGUAGUUUUAAAAAGACCCGAGUGAAAACAGAGAUAUGGGAUAUGUUAGGUCAAACUGAUGCAGAAAGCUUUUUGUCAAAAUGAGCUGUCCAAAGAAGUUAAAUAGAAUCAUCUAUGAUAGAAUCUUGCGGGGUAUAUAUAUUCAGAUUGCAUAUUUGAAUUAGAUACCUUAAAAACAUAGGUUAAGUGCUUUAAAUUGAACUAUAACACAAAAUCCUGAUUGUAUCCAACUCUGAAUGUUAUGUGAAGUGGACUUAUUGUUAUUAUGUGUAUUGAAAACAUACAAUAAGCAGUA